Oncorhynchus tshawytscha (Chinook salmon) is the source of this 5760-nucleotide messenger RNA. Its product is annotated as zinc finger and BTB domain-containing protein 38-like. The coding region runs from base 529 to 4605 and encodes 1358 amino acids. Gene Ontology annotation, biological process: negative regulation of transcription by RNA polymerase II; regulation of immune system process; regulation of cytokine production. The transcript has 4 exons. NCBI's taxonomy places the organism in Eukaryota, Metazoa, Chordata, Actinopteri, Salmoniformes, Salmonidae. Gene Ontology annotation, molecular function: protein binding. The record is from RefSeq and is a predicted model, not a curated record.
CUGAGCUCUAUUAUUAGCCUGAGUCAGAGUCGCUAAACACCGCCUCCUCAGCUGGGUCUGGGAGGAAAAAUAUUCAUUACGUAACAAAAUAUCUGUCUCUGGCUCCACUUCCUGAAUAGCACAGUGGCUAGGCCUGCGACAGCCGACCAGCCCGGAAGCCUCACUUUCUCUCUAUAUGUGUGGGCAGAGCUUACUCUCUUUCGUUUAUCCCUUGCAACACAUUCCCACCACCCCUCCUCAUGUCCUCCUCAUCUCCUCUUUGUGGGUCAGUGAUGCACCAGGAGUGACGCAGCAGUGUCAGCGCCUCAUCGGCCUCCAGACGGGCAGCGUCUUAGGAGUGGACUGGAGGGAGAAUUUGUGUGCCCAGGCUGGGCACAGACACAGGCCACCAGUAAACAGAGGAGAAGGCGGAAGGGAUGAAUCUCCAAGCAAUUAUUCAAGAGUGAAAGAAGAAUUCAUCCCAGAGAAUGGCAACAAUGAAUCAGCAGGCUUGUGGAAAAGAAGAUAGGGCCUACAGUUCUUCAAGAUAUGAUGACCGUGACGUCUCCCUGCACCCAGGGCUUGAUGGACAGCUCCCAUCCCCAGGCGCUCCUCAGCAGGCUCAAUGAGCAGCGCUCCCAGGGCCUCUUCUGUGAUGUCACCAUCGUGGUGGAGGAUGUAAAGUUCCGGGCCCACCGGAACAUCCUGGCUGCCUGCAGCGGAUACUUCCGCAGUGCCUUCACCUCCACUGAGGUGUGGACUUCCAGCCAGGUGCUGGAGCUCAUGGACCUGAGGUCUGAGGUGUUCGCCAGCAUCCUCAACCUCCUCUACUGUUCUAAGGUUACAUCAUCACCUAGCACAGAGGACACUAGAUGCCUGAUGGCAGCUGGAAAAAGACUGGGGAUUCCCUUCUUAGAGAAACUAGUGGAACAAGACAAGCAGGACUCAGGUGGGCCACAGAUCCAGACCUCAACCAACCCUGUUAAGACCACAGGCCGUAGUAAGGCCCAAGGGCCUCGUAAAGCAAAGAAAGAGACCUCCAGGCCAGAGGAACCAGACAGUGCUAGAGGCCCGAGGAUCACCAAUGCUUUCUCUAUCACUGAGGUGGGUCCCGGGAACAACCUCUUCACCCCACUAGACCUGCACAGGGGGGAGAGGCCAUCACCUGAUCUUGGACAGACCCCAGCGGGCUGCCCUGCCCCCUGCCCCCUCGCAGUGGACAAUGAGCCCAUGCAGGCGCUGUCAGAGCACUCCUACGCAGUCAUUAGCCAGGGACCCAGGGACCCUGAGCACAGGGAUGGCAACCAGGAAGACAACAAGAAGGGCACCAAGCCCACACAGUCCCAACCAAGACAACUGGCCAGCAGAAACAGUGGCCCACUCAAAAAGCGUCACAGACUGCGAGCCGCCUUGAGUAAAAGCACACCUCAAACACUGGCUGUAGCACAUGAACCUGUGCAUCCAACUGGAAGCAGCCCGACAUUAAUUAAGCCCAUUGUACAACCUGUGGGAACGUCACCCCCGUCAUUAUACCCGCAGACAAGCACAAGCAGGACCAAUGAGCUGUCUCUAGCCAUUGAUAAUGGCUACAGGGAGCUGGACCCACCUCCACUUUCACCCUACACAGAUGAUAGCAUAUCAAUCUACAGCUGUGAGCACUGUCCAGAGAUAUUCACCAAUAAAGCACUUCUCACCAUACACACAGAAAUGCACAAAAAAAGGUUUGUCAGUCAUUUGUUUUGCAAGUUUUGUCGCAGGAAGUUCAUGCAUUUGAAGCGGUUGCGGAACCACGAGACUGUGUGCACAAAAUCACAGAGGGGCUCGCCUGAACACGAGCCCCAAGGCAAAGAGGCCGGGGCAGACCAUUAUUCAGACAGCAUGCCAAGCACGAACAAUACAGUAACUAAUGUCCAGUUAUCUCCUACUGAACUUCCUGACCCUUUCCCUCCAACCAGCCUCCAAAUGAACCCCAAGUCAAAAACACUGCAGGCUGUAGAUAAGUUAGUGAAACCUAGUGGAGGCCAGAGGGUCUAUAACUGCAGUGUGUGUAAACGGGCAUAUGUGACCGUCUCCAGUCUGAAGCGCCACGAGAAUGUUCACUCCUGGCAGAGGGCAUACCCCUGUCACUACUGCAAUAAAGUGUUUGCCCUAGCCGAGUAUCGCACCAAACACGAGAUCUGGCACACAGGAGAGCGCCGCUACCAGUGCAUCUUCUGCUUAGAGACCUUCAUGACCUACUACAUCCUAAAGAACCACCAGAAGGCCUUCCACGGAAUCGAUCCCAGAUUGUCUGUGAGUAAGAAGUCAGCAAAUGGAGGAUUUAAGGGCAGCGUUUACCCCAUCAAACUCUACAGGCUUCUGCCUAUGAAAUUUAGAAAGAGACGGUACAAGACUUACAGUCACACCUAUUCAGAGGAGCUGGAGGGCAGUGAGCAGGCCCCGCUGGGCUGCAGCUCUCCCAUCCCUUCAUUUGAUGAUGGUGGUGCUAUGAGUAACCAAGACGCUGCUAUAUUCUCAAUGCCUGUGACAUUCAUGGCCACUCCAAAAGUGGUGGCAUCAGUAAUGCCACGCAUCAGUUUUGAUCAGCCCUGUGACCAAGAUGUAGACCAAGAUGCAGGCACAGGAAAACAGGCCUCUCAUUCUGAGCAUAAUGGGCCUCCAUAUAGCUAUUCAACCCCCUUGGCCAUAAUGCAGGCAGGUGGGGAGUCCCCUGCAAUAAUGGACUAUGGAGAUGGUGCCGCAUUCCAAAGGUUUAAGAACCAGGAGGGCAACAGUCACAAUCUACCAAUCCUAAAAAUUAACCCACCCAGCUCUCUGAACAGGCUGUGUGAGCUCUCAGCUGCAGCCCAGAGAAUUGAAGCCAUGACCAGUCAGCUUUUUCUGCCAGGGGCUAAGAGCCUGGUCACUAGCAAGACUGCAGGGGGGGAAACUGAAACGUACAUUGCCAAGCCUGCAUGUCCAGGUCCCUCUGUGGGUGGUCACGUUCUACCCCUCUGCCAGAUCACAGUGAAAAUUGGCAACGAGGCAAUCAUUCGCCGAAGGAUCAAGGGCUCCAAGCUGUUCCCCAGGAAGAGGAAAAGAAGCAGCGGGAACCAGGUAGAGGAGAGGUGUUGGGACCAGGGCAGGCCUACAGAGGGCAGCAUGGAGAUCUCCAGCCUCCGCUUCAGGACAGAGGUCACUUCUGUCAUAGAGCCAGAGCCAUGUGAUGACCUCACUGACCGUGACACAGCUGACAAGCUCUGGCGUCCCUAUUACUCUUACAAACCCAAGAAGAAGAGUAAGAAACUGAGAUCCAAACACAGAAAAGAGAGACGUCGUCUAUGCUAUUCCAUGACAUCCUCAUUAGUGCCCAGGGCCAGCAAAGACUACCUGGAUAAAGGAUGCAGAAGUGCUGAAGAGAGCAUCUCAAGCGAGGGUACAAAGCUGAAACAACGUCUCAGAAACACCAGCCCAAAGACGGCAUACACCUGUGACAUCUGUGCAAGCACCUUCAUAACGGCAUCUGGUCUGAGAGCGCAUGUCAUUGGCUGUCACCCAACUUUCUGUCGGACCUGUGCAAAGCAGUGUCCCCCCGGCGAAGCCCCCAGUGCCAGCUUUGAGACCGCUGAGGACAGCAGGGAUUACGUAUGCAAGAGCUGUAUGGAAAAUGGCUCCUGCUUUGACAAUUGUGCCCGCAGCCCCAGCACAGAGAAGCGGUAUCGUUGCUCCUUCUGCCCCCAGCGCUUCCUCUACCUCGCAACCAAGAAGAGCCAUGAAAAAAAACACCAAGAGACAGCAGGAAAGGGGUACAGCAGCGACAACUACUCCACAGUCCCAAAACGCCAAGCAAUUUUGGAUUUAGGCUUAAAUCUGAAAAAACAUGUCAUCAAAACAGAGGAAGGGGAGGAUCAAUAUAGCAUCGACAAGGAGAGAAAAGUGCCAGCGGCAUCACUAGACAGGUUCUCAACAGAGAAGAUAGAGCCUAAGCACGAGGAAUGGGAGGACACAGGUGACUACAUGUCAGUGGCGCCCGAGAAAGAGAUUCCAUUUAGAAUUAGUGAUGGACACUAUCAGAAAACUCCAAUGUCACCCCCCUGCACCGACACCUUUUCUCCUUCCCCUUCAGAGAUGCAGUAUAGAAAGCCUUCCCCUUCAGAGAUGCAGUAUAGAAAGCCUUCCCCUUCAGAGAUGCGGUACAGAAAGCCUUCCCCUUCAGAGAUGCGGUACAGAAAGCCUUCCCCUUCAGAGAUGCGGUACAGAAAGCCUUCCCCUUCAGAGAUGCGGUACAGAAAGCCUUCCCCUUCAGAGAUGCAAUACAGAAAGCCUUCCACUUCAGAGAUGCAGUAUAGAAAGCCUAAAAAGCGCAUUGAACACAAACAGCAACAUCAGACAAGCCUCACGUCCAAAAGGCAGAAUCAAGUAGACUAUAUCGGUAGAGAGACACCCAGCCAUGAGGCCCCUAUGACCACACCAGGAGCAGACAGUCAUUUUAGCUAUGGGCAGUCUUCUUCUACAUAUCUGAAAAGAGACUCUGUCACUAGGGCAACCACUCCCUCCUCGCCCAAGUCAGAGAAGAGUACAUACAGUGCAAAGAAGAGACCUCUUUACAAACAUAAUACUUAUCAUUCAGGAGGGAAAUACUUUUAAGUGAUUAUAUGCCUAUGUAGUAAGUUGCAGACCUACAGUCAAAUACACAGUACCAGUCAAACAUUUGGACACAGCUACUCAUUCCAGAGUUGUUCUUUAUUUUUACUAUAUUUAUAGAAAAUAGUAAAAAUAAAGAAAAACCCUGGAAUGAGUAGGUGUCCAAACUUUUGACUGGUACUGUAUGUCAAUAUAUUUCAAAGCUGUGCUUGAUGUAGGUUAGUUUGAUUUAGGUUAGUUUUCCCAAAAUAAUGGACACAAAGGAAUUGACCCAAACUAAAUCAAGUUCACCUCAAGUACUUUGAAAACAUUAUUUGAUAUUGUGUUUUUGACCUGGGCCUGGAAAACAGAUCUGAAAUAAGUUGCCAAUGGAAAGCAGAUAUUGAAUAUGAGGACCUAACUGACAUUAUGUAAAUAUAAUUUUCUUCACUUAUAACACAAUAGGUCAUUUUUCAUGUUAAAAAAAAAAAGUGAUUUAUUUUUGUACUUUAUUUAGCUUUGAGACUAGUUCAUAAUUAUUGUGCUGUCCAUAUUCUAUACCUAUGCAUAGUUAUUUGCACUUUAUAAUAAUUUAUAUUUACACUGUAUAGGCUACCAUUCAUAUUAGUCUGUCCACCACUUUGGUAGUGUCAUUACCACAUGCACCAUCAAAAUGAAUGAGUCCCUAUGUGUGUCUUUUAAAAUAAUAUACAUGAGUGUUACAAAGUUGACAAACUGCAGUUUGUCAGAGGGAAUAAAUAAUUAAUCAAUCAACCAGUAGAUAAUGACAGGAAGAAAACAUACAUGCUUGUUUUUAUAUUCCUGUGUCUUGGGUUAUUUAGAUAAAUAAACAAUUGGAAUUGCCGAGAAGAGCUGUUAAGCUACAUUCUCAAAUUAAGAGGACAAAUUAAUGCAUGGCACACACACACCCUCCUAUUGUUUAGUUUAAAUAAGCACACAGGAGGACACAAUUUGUAAAUCCUUGCACUGAUGCAGUUUGCAGCUGUUACUUUCAUAAGACAAAUAUAAAAACAAAUCUAAGCCAUCUAAUAUUUUUACUCUUUACUUUACUGAAUGCUCCUCUACCUUUGUGUUAAAUGUUUUACCUAACUUCUCAGUUGUAUUACCUUCGGUAAAUAAAAGUGUGCAGAGUUUGCAAAAGUGCAAAUGCUUAGUAAA